CAAAAUUUUGUUCCGAAACAAUAACCAAGUUGCAAAGAAAAAAAAUCAUUUGCCUGUUUAAAGUUACUUUUGCUGUUUUCAACAAUGACUUCUCAUGCUUUCGAUGGGAUUUUACCUGGAGGGUUACAGAAAGUCAGGGCAAUCCUGAUGACCUCCGCACUGCUCGCCGUUUGCGUUCUCAUCAACUUCCUCCUCAAAGCCGAUUACCACUGCAUCUGCAGUGAUUUCUCGGUCAGAGGCACAGCGUUUUUUAUAGUUUACAUUCUUUUACCAGCACUGAGUUUGUUUCUCCUCGUUCUCGUGACCAACAAGUCCUGCAUGGCACCAAGCCGACUUCUUUGCUGCUGCUGUCCAUCACGGCGCAGUAAGGAAAUCCUUUGUCUGUGCUGCAGGAACAGAUGCACACCAGUUACGAAGGGUUUGUUUGCAGCGUGUGUGUGGAUAAUAUCGGUCCUGUUUGAUGGGGACUGGUAUGUGUGUCUCCGAACAUCACGGAACAUCGCCGAAGUCCGUCUGCCCUGCGAGAGUAAAGAGAGUCGCACAGCUGAAGAAAAUUCCAUGAUCACUCAGUAUUACAAUGAAUCAAUGACCUGGAGCUUUGGUGUCAUGUUCUGCUGUGUUUUUGUCUGGACUCUCAGUACCUGUUGCUAUAAGUGUUUCACUGACUCAUAUGAACAAAAAUACAAUAAAUAUAAGGAAAAGGAAACUAAAAAAGCCCUAAAAAACUACUUGGAAAGACUAGCAAUGAUAGAAGCUGAGACAAUGUGCAAUCUGACAAUGCCUUCGAUAGAAGACAUCAGUAGUGAACAACCUAGAACCUCAGCUGACAGCCAGUCAACAUCUUCGGCUUCGGAACAAGUUACUGCGGCGGCGUCAUCUUCAACGUCAAGAGAGCGGCUAAUGACCAAAGCGGAGAAGAUUGAGGAGAUACAGGAAGAAAUGAGCCAACUUUAUGGUGCUAUCUCAAUGUCAGACUUUUAUCUGUAUGGACUCCAGGAAGCAAGAGCAGAGAAUUCGAGUACCACCCGUGGAUCCAUCCCAAUAACAGUGAGACGCUGGUUCCGCAGGUGAGAACGAUCCAGCCUGAAUGUCAGGAUGAAUUUCCUUUCGGUGCCCCUGUAGCUCCGAGAGAACAACGGGAGCCGCCGAGUCGCCGUUUCGGGCCGUGGAGAUCGUGAACCAAAGCACUUGUGUGGGACGUGUUUGGAUCCCCAUACAAGCGCUUCGCUACUUUCCGCACGUCACAAAUCGCUCGUGGGAAUCCAGACCUUUUGCCCGCUUAAGUGACCAUAGUUACAUGUUAUGAACUUUCGCUCUUCAUGCGUAGACAGGAUGCUGUUCAGAGCCACCUUCAUACGUACGAGGGAUUUUUCUCUUUAUUACGACAUUCCUGUUUUCAUUAUUGAUAUUUCUUAAAUGACCAGCCAAGUUGUACAUGGAGAGGGUGUUGCAGCACUUGUUUCGCACUGACAUGCACAAGGAUGGAGUUUUGGGGAAUUACCCUGUCUCUACAAGAGGAUAGCACCGACCUCUAACUCCAAGGCAUCCACUUCCACCCGAACGGGAGCGAAGGAUCCGAGUGUCGCAGGAUCGGUGCCAUAGUGGACCUGUCCUUGAGGCUCUGGAAUUCCGUCUGAGCCUCCUCGGUCCCCGCCAGCUUCGUUCCUUUCGUUUCUUGGGGCUGCCACCGAGCUAAAGCCCCUAAUGAACCUACAAUAAAAGUUAGUGAAGCCCAAAAAGCACUGCAGGGCCCUGACAGUCGUAGGCCGGGGCCAGUCUCCCUGGACCUUGUUUGGGUCCAUGGUUACGCCGUCAGCCUUCAGCACAAACCCAAGUAUAGAGACCUGUUUCUGAUGGAACACGCACUUCUCUCCCUUGACGUACAGAUGAUUUUCCAACAACCUCCGUAGAACCUGCCUCACAUGCAGACGUUAGUCUAUCGUCUGGGAGUAUAUGAGGAUGUUGUCAAGGUACACGAGCACUCUCUUGUUUUCCAGGUUCCCCAAAACAUGAUUAACAAAAGCCUGGAACACAGAUGGCGCAUUGGCUAGGCCGAACAGCAUGACUAGGUACUCAUAAUGGCCCAAGGAGGUGCUAAACGUGGUCUUCUA
Messenger RNA from Scleropages formosus (Asian bonytongue), 2111 nucleotides. RefSeq lists its product as uncharacterized. The transcript has 2 exons. Bases 85 to 1071 code for a protein of 328 amino acids. Lineage: Eukaryota; Metazoa; Chordata; Actinopteri; Osteoglossiformes; Osteoglossidae. The record is from RefSeq and is a predicted model, not a curated record.